Laccaria bicolor S238N-H82 is the source of this 345-nucleotide messenger RNA. RefSeq lists its product as uncharacterized. Lineage: Eukaryota; Fungi; Basidiomycota; Agaricomycetes; Agaricales; Hydnangiaceae. The transcript has 3 exons. The record is from RefSeq and is a predicted model, not a curated record. The coding region runs from base 1 to 345 and encodes 114 amino acids.
AUGACAACCCAGUUCCUGCAACACCCCUCAAACGCGCCGAAUAUCGUGCAGGAUCGCGGCGUCGGACAGGGGGAGGCACAAGAAGUUAGAAGAGACGUGUCAUCACCGUUGUCAACCUUACCCAAAUACGAUAACCGCGGAUACACGUCAGAAUAUAGCCGGGAGAACGACGGGACGACAUCUGAUUCUUUGACCUCAAUUGCAGGCGAGCCCACAAAACUAAUCAUCAACAAUCCCAUCUCCAAAGUAAUGCCCUCCAUAUCUUCGUCGCUAUGUAGGCUGGGAUGGGUCGCGUUACGCCCACUGGGAGCGACUCCAUCGUCAGAACUUGCACGAGAGGUGUAG